AUGGGCGAGCGCGUCGGCAACAAACACGCCGUCGCGGUGCAAGUCGAUCCGCAUGACGGCGGAGAAGCGUCCAGUCGAAGUCGCCACGGCCGCCGCGCACCGCCGGCUAGCUGGCCCUACACUUUCACCGCCUUCUGGCUCGCGUUCAUCGUAUGCGGCACGAUCUGCCUCGUCGUCCUGAAGUACAUGGCGUACCUCAGCUUCCCGUUUUAUUCCAUCCAUCUCACCGGCUAUGACGGCAUCGGGCCGGGCCCGGUCGCCGCGGUGCUCUCGCCGGAGUUCAACCUCACCGUCCAUCUUCGCAACACGUGCGUCGACCGCGCGGACUUGACCAUCCUGUACUCGGGCGUCGUGCUCGGCUGGGCGUGA
Molecule: messenger RNA, 369 nt
Organism: Miscanthus lutarioriparius
Lineage: Eukaryota; Viridiplantae; Streptophyta; Magnoliopsida; Poales; Poaceae
Source: the annotation of a GenBank genome assembly